GGUGGUAUGAAUGUCCAGCGACUGCCGGCGAUUCGUGAGCGCGGGAGUGAGUGACAGACUGGGAGGCGAGCUCCGCAACCAGCGGUUUGUUUUUCUGAGCGUUCCUGAGGUGGAGAACGGUGGCCCGACGGAGCGACUGCGGGACUGAGGGACUGGCGGGCGGGCGGGCCUAGCGGCGCCGCCGAGGCCGGGCUGGGCCGAGCCCGGGAGCGCCGGGGAUGUAGCGGGCCACCCUGCCCAUGCCACAGCGCCCGGCUGCGGGCGGAGCCGGAGCCGGAGCCUGGGGAGGCGGCGGGGGCCCCGAGCGCAGCCAGCGGCCCCCGCGCGGAGCCAGGCCCGCUGCCGUCCCCGCCGCCCGGGCCCCCGGCAUGCAGCCCCGGCUGCGGAGGUGACACUGCUGGGCCCCCACCGCUGCCGCCGCCAUCGCCACCAUGGAUGAACAGGAGGCAUUGGAUUCGAUCAUGAAGGACCUGGUGGCCCUCCAGAUGAGCCGACGGCCCCGGGUAUCUGGAUAUGAGACCAUGAAGAAUAAGGACACAGGUCACUCAAAUAGGCAGAAAAAACACAACAGCAGCAGCUCAGCCCUUCUGAACAGCCCCACAGUAACAACAAGCUCAUGUGCAGGGGCCAGUGAGAAAAAGAAAUUUUUGAGUGACGUCAGAAUCAAAUUUGAGCACAAUGGGGAGAGGCGAAUUAUAGCAUUCAGCCGGCCUGUGAGAUACGAAGAUGUGGAGCACAAGGUGACAACAGUAUUUGGGCAACCUCUUGAUCUACAUUACAUGAACAAUGAGCUCUCCAUCCUGCUGAAAAACCAAGAUGAUCUUGAUAAAGCAGUUGACAUUUUGGAUAGAAGCUCAAGCAUGAAAAGUCUUAGGAUAUUGCUGCUGUCUCAAGACAGAAACCAUACCAGUUCCUCUCCCCACUCUGGGGUGUCCAGACAGAUGCGGAUCAAGACUUCCCAGUCUGCAGGGGAUAUAAAUACCAUAUACCAACCCCCUGAGCCCAGAAGCAGGCACCUCUCUGUCAGCUCCCAGAACCCUGGUCGAAGCUCCCCUCCUCCUGGCUAUGUGCCUGAGCGGCAGCAGCACAUUGCCAGACAGGGGUCCUACACCAGCAUCAACAGUGAGGGGGAAUUCAUCCCUGAGACCAGCGAGCAGUGCAUGCUGGAUCCCCUAAGCAGUGCUGAAAAUUCCUUGUCUGGAAGCUGCCAAUCCUUGGACAGGUCAGCAGACAGUCCAUCCUUCAGGAAAUCACGAAUGUCCCGGGCCCAGAGCUUCCCAGACAACAGACAGGAGUACUCAGAUCGGGAAACUCAGCUCUAUGACAAAGGGGUAAAAGGUGGAACCUACCCCCGGCGCUACCAUGUAUCUGUGCACCACAAAGACUACAAUGAUGGCAGAAGAACAUUUCCCCGAAUACGGAGACAUCAAGGCAACCUGUUCACUCUGGUGCCUUCUAGCCGCUCCCUGAGCACAAAUGGCGAGAACGUGGGUUUGGCUGUACAGUACCUGGACCCUCGUGGGCGCCUGCGGAGUGCGGACAGCGAGAAUGCCCUCUCUGUGCAAGAGAGGAGUGUACCAACCAAGUCUCCUAGUGCCCCCAUCAAUUGGCGCCGUGGGAAGCUCCUAGGCCAGGGUGCUUUCGGCAGGGUCUAUUUGUGCUACGAUGUGGACACAGGACGUGAACUUGCUUCCAAGCAGGUCCAAUUUGACCCGGACAGUCCUGAGACAAGCAAGGAGGUGAGUGCUCUGGAGUGUGAGAUCCAGUUGCUGAAGAACUUACAGCACGAGCGCAUUGUGCAGUACUAUGGCUGCCUGCGAGACCGUGCCGAGAAGAUCCUGACUAUCUUCAUGGAGUACAUGCCAGGGGGCUCAGUAAAAGACCAGUUGAAGGCCUAUGGGGCGCUGACGGAGAGUGUGACCCGCAAGUACACCCGGCAGAUUCUGGAGGGCAUGUCUUACUUGCACAGCAACAUGAUUGUUCACCGGGACAUCAAGGGUGCCAACAUCCUGCGAGACUCUGCUGGGAAUGUCAAGCUUGGGGACUUUGGGGCCAGCAAACGCCUGCAGACCAUCUGCAUGUCGGGAACUGGCAUGCGCUCUGUCACUGGCACACCUUACUGGAUGAGCCCUGAGGUUAUCAGUGGUGAGGGCUACGGAAGGAAGGCAGAUGUGUGGAGCCUGGGCUGCACUGUGGUGGAGAUGUUGACAGAGAAACCACCUUGGGCGGAGUAUGAAGCUAUGGCUGCAAUUUUCAAGAUUGCCACCCAGCCCACCAACCCUCAGCUGCCUUCCCACAUCUCUGAACAUGGCAGGGACUUCCUGAGGCGCAUUUUUGUGGAGGCUCGCCAGAGACCUUCAGCUGAGGAGCUGCUCACACACCACUUUGCACAGCUCGUGUACUGAGCUCUUAAGGCCACACUGUUGCUGGCCACCUCCUGCUAUGUGCAAGGAGCUGCUGUGGGGCUCAGUGAAGUUGCUGCUUCAGGCAAGGCUGUGGAUGGAGAUACAGUCCAGCCAGAGUUUGUCUGUGCCCCUUCUGCACUGGGGCUCAGAGCCAGGAUGGGAUGGCUGUAGCCUCAAGGACUGGGAGCCCCCAGCAUGCCAGACCAAAGAGCUCCAGCAUCCUAAGCUCAGUGUGGAAGGGAAGGGGCUGGGAACGGUGUUCGAGGUGGCCAUGGGCCCUACCCACUCUUGGGAUAUGUCCUGAUGUCGCAGUCAGCACAGAAGCCCAGAGGGGCUGGGGGCAUAGAACUGACACAAGGGUAUGAAUAGUGUUAUUUUCAUUCAGAGUGUUAUUCUGUUUCUCCUCCCAGUGUCCGGAGACCACCAGGGUGUCUCUGGGCUAAAUGAGCCCAUUCAACCAUGAGGUAAAGCCCAGCAUCCCCCAAGCAACAGAAAGCAGAGGCCCAGGCUGCCCUCACCCUUAGAGCCCCCAGGUCAGCUUUGCCAGUCCUUGUCUUUUACCAAAGAUGAAUGAAGCAAAUAUUAUGCUGCCUUAUUCAGGGAAGGAGGAGCCUGCUCUGCCUGCCCCCAUGAUCCUGACCCCUCAAGCAGAGGCCUGAGAUGUGGAACUGCCCCUCCUGAGCGGGGAGACCCAGUCUUGUCAAUGCAAUUAAUUGUCUCUGUUUUACAAGUUGGAGUCACCCUUAUGCUGUAUCCAGUUCCUAAACUGGGAGGCUGUGUGUCCUCUGAGAACCCAGCUGGGCUUGGGCCUUGGGCUGGACUAGAAAGAGCUGAUGGAAUGACCUUAGUGCAUCUGGCCUGGCUAACUGCCCUGUGCCCCACUGGGCCAUUCAGGGGAGCCCCAGGAGUUGUCUCGGGCUAUCUGAGUUGUGACCCCUCCAGGCCCAAGCCCAGUCCAUCUGAUAAAAGGGAAAACCCAUGUGCUGCCACCAGCUUUGUCCAAAGCCACCAGCUCUGUUCUUCCUUAGCCUUGCCCAUCUGAGUUCUCCACCUCUUUCCCUUCUUGCUCUUCCCUUGGGGGAGGAAUGCAACAGGGGUCAGGGAAACAGUAUCUCCAAGCAGCUUAAAAGUUGGCCAUAUUUACCUCAGCCUGGGCGCUGGUCCUUUCUUCCGGCCCCUCCCCUCCAAAAUGUGCCUAUUGCUACAGCUCCUCCCUCCUAACUCCCAGUUUCCUUGGGAGUUGUCAUUAAAGAAAGAGAAAAAAAAAGAAAAAAAAAAAA
Messenger RNA from Castor canadensis (American beaver), 3685 nucleotides. RefSeq names its product mitogen-activated protein kinase kinase kinase 3 (gene Map3k3). The record is from RefSeq and is a predicted model, not a curated record. Gene Ontology annotation, molecular function: protein binding; ATP binding; protein kinase activity. Gene Ontology annotation, biological process: protein phosphorylation. NCBI's taxonomy places the organism in Eukaryota, Metazoa, Chordata, Mammalia, Rodentia, Castoridae.